AUGAAGAAAUACGUGCUGAUGAAAUUUCCGAGGUCAAAAGUGAAUCUGGUGGUUUUUUUACUGACAGCGACACAGAUAAUGAUGCAUUGAUGCAAUGUAAAUGAAGAAAUAUAGACACAGACAGCGUUAUAUAAUUUAUGAAAUAUAAUUUAUGACAUUUAUGGCAGAAAUAUAAUUUAUGACAGCGAAUGUAGUUCUGCUGUAGAAAAACCAAACGUUUAGUAGACAAAAAAUGACCCAAAAAGAAACUUACAAGUGUUUAUUGGUAAUCCAGGUGUCAAAGUAUUUCCAAAUAAUCCUCAAAGUAUAAGUGAAGUUGUUGAAUUAUUUAUUGAAGAUGACUUUAUAUAA
Messenger RNA from Heterotrigona itama, 351 nucleotides. The record is from the annotation of a GenBank genome assembly. NCBI's taxonomy places the organism in Eukaryota, Metazoa, Arthropoda, Insecta, Hymenoptera, Apidae.